AUGAUCCAGCCCCCAGCCCCCAGCCUCCAGCCCAGCCCUCCGCCAAUUAUAUUUGUUAAAAUCCUUACAAUUUAUUUAAUUGGCAGGCGCCUCCAGCUGCGUUCUCUUGAAAGUCUGUGGAUCCAUUCGCGGAGAGGUUCUGCGGCGGCUUCGGCGGUUUCGCCUCUUUCGGAGAAGCUGCUGGAAGAAACUGUCCCGGGCAUCAGUGCCCGGGAGGUGGAGCUUGUGCGGAGGUGCCUGGCAGCCGUGGAGGAGCGGGCGAGGAAGCUGGAAGACCAGGGGAUGACCAAAAAGAACUUCGUCUUCGGGGUGGCGAACUCGCUCUUUGUAGCUUGGAGCUUCGGAGCCCUUCCCGGCUACUUCUGGAUCGUCUACAUCAUGGAGGUCUGCGUCCUGCUGCCUAUCCGCUGGAGGAAGAUGAUCCAUGCCUCUCCGAAGCAGCACCUGUACUGGCUCGACUUCUGCUGGAUGGCAAAUUUCUUUGGCGUCUUCCUACUGCUGGCCCUGAUGGUGUUUACCAUCCCGCCCGAGAUUCAGAGAUGGUGCAUGUGUGCCAGCUGGGGAUUAGGCACAGGGACCUUGCUCUGCGCCACCACGGCCUUGGGCAAUGCCUUGCUUUUCCACGAUCUCGACAACGUUUGCGCGGUCUUGAUCCACCUGUUCCCUUCUUUGGUCAUGUACGAACUGGGCUGGAAGCGGGGUGACGUUCAUGCCGCAUGGCCACGCAUCUUCCUGCAGUGUAAUUUCUUCGAGUCCCUCGAUCCGAUGGAGAUUCUGUACAAUGCCUGCCUUGUGUACGGUGUUUGGUUUCUGCUCUACGUCUCUUGGCUCCUCGCUGUUGGUCGACGAUGCCCCAAGCAUGGAUAUGACACGAUCUUCCACUGGGCGAUGCGAGGUUCCGCCGGAACUGUCGUGGCAAAGAUCUUGCAACAGAAGCCAGAGGUCCAUGCAGCUUACGCUGAGAGCAAUGACUUUCCGCUGGCCUACGUCUUUGUCUACAUGGCCUUGCAUGCAGCAUCGGUACUGGCGAGCAUUCCGGUGUCGCUGUUGUGCUACACCAGUCAGUGGAUCCACGUCAGCCUUUGCGCCUGCGUGCUCCUCUCCACGAUCUACAACGCGUCUGCGCGCUACACGUUCUACAUGGUGAAGAGCUACACGGUGGCUUUGAAAAAGGAGCUGACGUACUUGUACCCUGGGCCGCUGCUGGUGCGAAACACCUUCAUCGACGACCCCUUAGGACGUGACUGCCUGACGGAGGGCUUCUUGAAGGAGCGCCAGGCUUUCUCCUGCCCUGUGAGCCGGAUCUCAGAGCCUGGGAGCGGAGUGGAGGUGUUUGAGGCCGACAAGGCGGUACCAGAAGCGCUGGCUCCGCCCGAAGAUGCGGAGAGCUCGGACUGCAGCACCUCCUGCACCGACGGCCUCCAAACGCUCCCUCCGGCAGCGCCCGCAGCCGCAGCGCAGAAAGUUCCUUCGCCCGACGUCUCGGACUUCUCUCUGUUCGGCAUGCGGCUUUCAGAACUUCCCCUUCCGAGCGAAGAGGCGCAGCACACCAACGACCACUCCUACGGGAUUUCGGCCCAGGGAGUCUCGAAGGCCCUGGCUCCCGAUCUCAGCUACAGCAGCUACAGCUGCAGCUACUUGCUGCCUGCAGAAGGAGUCGUUCCGGCGGGACCACCAGAGCCUCUGCCGCCCGGUUGGGAGCCGACACUUCCGCCUCAGGUGCUUCGCUUGGAAGAGGCCCUGAAGGAGGAAGCUUCGGUCAGCCAAGUCCACCAGGCAGCGGCGCUCGCAGCUGCGGGUGCGAUCGGCGCUAGCCACGAGGAGCAGGUCGCAGCAGCCAAUGCUUUUGCUGCUUCGGCCUCGACUGUCAUGCAGGGUGCAAACAUCAUCGGUGAGCCGAGUGCCGGGUCCACCGGGCACUACCAGGGCCAGUGCAGGCCGUGCGCCUUCGCCACCACAAAGGGAUGUUCCAGCGGCAACGAGUGCCAGUUCUGCCACCUCUGUGCACCGGGCGAGAAGAAACGACGGCAAAAGGCCAAACGUGCCUUCUUCGGUGCCUUGGCAGAGAUGCAGCGGGCACUGACUGAGAGCGCGCCGCUGAGCGGAGCAAGCACGCAGAGCCAAAGCCCCUAA
Molecule: messenger RNA, 2133 nt
Organism: Symbiodinium sp. CCMP2456
Lineage: Eukaryota; Dinophyceae; Suessiales; Symbiodiniaceae
Source: the annotation of a GenBank genome assembly